AUGAACACAAUUCUUUUCCUCAAUUUGUUUGCCAUAACAACCAUCAAUCUUAGCUUAUGCAAUGGAACCACUUACUUGGGUUGCAUCGAAAGUGAGAGACAAGCACUUUUAAGGUUCAAGCAAGAUCUCACUGAUUCUUCCAACCGGCUUUCCUCGUGGAUUGGUGAAGGAGAUUGUUGUAAAUGGGCUGGUGUUGUCUGCCACAAUUCCACAGGUCAUGUCCAUGAACUCCGCCUUGGAAAUCCUGAUGCUUACAAUGGCAUAUCAGAUUUGGGAGGUAACCUAAAUCCCUCUUUGCUUGAUCUUAAGCACUUGAUUUACCUUGACUUGAGCUAUAAUGAUUUUCAAAGAUUUCAGCUUCCUAGUUUUCUUGGAUCUAUGGGGAAGUUAAGACACCUUAAUCUCUCUGGAGCUGGAUUUUCCGGAGAAAUUCCUCAGCAACUUGGAAAUCUCACCAAUCUGCAAUAUCUUGACCUCAGCCAGAAUUACUUGUUAUACCAUGAAAAUCUUGGUUGGUUAUCAGGGCUUUCUUUGUUAGAGUACCUUGAUUUGAGUUUGGUGAACCUUGGGAAAACUUCUGUAGAUUUGUUGUUCAUUGUAAAUGUACUUCCUUCUUUAGCUGUGUUAAAAUUGUCAGGUUGUCAACUCCAUCACCUUCCAACUCUGUCCAUUGCUAACUUUUCUUCACCCCUUGUCACCCUGGAUCUUUCUGGCAACAAAUUUAAUACCUCUUUCAGUUCCAAUUGGGUGUUUGGUCUCAGUCAAUUACAGUUUCUUGACUUAGCUGGAAUUGGUUUUGAAGGACCAAUCCCCGAUGGACUUCAAAACUUAACUUCUCUUACACAUCUUGAUUUGUCUCGAAACCAUUUCAGUUCUCCAAUUCCCAACUGGUUGUACAAAUUUAGUCACCUUGAGUCUCUUUCUCUAUCCCGUAAUAGCUUGGAAGGUGUUAUUUCAAGUGAUAUAGGAAACUUGACCUCUUUGCAAAUGCUUGAUCUCUCAUCAAAUGCACUUCAAGGGAGCAUUCCAAAAUCAUUGGGAAGACUUUGCAACUUGAGGUGGAUCUCUUUGUCAUUUGUCAAAUUGAAUCAAACAAUUUCUGAAAUCCUAGAUAUUUUUUCAGGAUGUGUCUCACAUAGACUAGAGUUUUUGGAUUUGGCUCAAACUCAACUUUAUGGUCAGUUGACCUACCAACUUGGGCUAUUUAAGAAUUUAAAAACUCUAGAUCUAUGUUGUGGAAAUAUAUCUGGUCCUAUUCCAUAUUCCUUGGGAGAACUUUCGAAAUUGACAUUUCUAGAUCUUUCCUUUAAUAAUUUGAGCGGCCCGAUUCCCUUUUCAAUAGGUGAACUUUCAUCCUUGAAGACUCUACAGCUUUCCUCUAAUGAAUUGAAUGGAUCUAUUCCAUCAUCAUUAGGAAAGCUUUUGUCUUUGAGGACUCUCCAACUUUCUUCUAAUGAACUGAAUGGAAGUCUUUCUGAAAUUCACUUUGUCAAGCUCUCAAGUCUUACGCUUUUCAAUGCAUCAGGAAACUCAUUAGAGUUGAAUGUAAGUCCCAAUUGGGUUCCUCCUUUUCAACUUGAAGAGUUAUAUUUGGCUUCCUGGCAUUUAGGGCCUCAGUUUCCAUCAUGGCUUCUUUCCCAAAAGUAUCUAGCUUUUCUAGAUAUAUCCAACUCAGGAAUUCGAGAUACGAUUCCUAGUAGCUUUUGGAACUCUUCUUCUAGAUUUCAAUAUCUAAAUCUCUCUUAUAAUCAAAUCUAUGGAACAAUUCCUGAAUUAACAGAAGCUAUUUUGAUUUCUUCCCUUGACUUGAGUUCAAAUAAUUUGUCAGGUUCAUUGCCUCUUGUAUCCUCCAAUAUGGUUACACUUGAUCUUUCCAAAAAUUCUUUCUCAGGAGAAAUUGGAGAUUUUCUGUGCCAUGAAAUGAACGAGUCAAAGAAUUUGCAAAUUCUUAAUCUUGAAGACAAUUCUCUAUUUGGAGAAUUGCCAAAUUGUUGGAUAAAUUGGCAAAAUUUAUUGAUUUUAGAUUUAAGUAAAAACAAAUUUACUGGAAACCUUCCCACCUCUAUCGGAACAUUAAAUUCCCUUAGGUCACUACAUCUUCAAACCAAUAAAUUCGCUGGAACAAUUCCCAUGUCUCUUAAAAAUUGUACAGAGUUAGUGGUACUUAAUAUUCGUGAAAAUAAAUUUGUAGGAAAUUUAGACUCAUGGCUUGGAGAAAGUUUUUCAAGUCUUGUGAUCCUCACCCUUCGCUCAAAUAAGUUUCAUGGCAUUUUGCCUUUGGAACUUUGUGGUCUAUCUUCCCUACAAAUCUUAGAUCUUGCUGACAACAGUUUGUCCGGAACCAUACCAAGUUGUAUUAGUAAUUUGAGUGCCAUGGUAACAAUCCCAAAAGAUUUUUUCAGCAGCAUAAAGUAUUCAACCAAUUAUAGUGAUUUUACCGAGGAUGAAUCACUGAUGAUAAAAGGGAAAAUGGAUAAUUAUGGCUCCAUUCUUAAUUUGGUGAGAAGUAUGGAUCUUUCCAAAAACAAUUUCUUUGGAGAAAUUCCUAUAGGAGUGACAAAUCUUGUAGCGUUGCGAUCAUUGAAUUUGUCACACAACCUUUUCACAGGAAGAAUUCCGGAGAGUAUUGGCGCUAUGAAAGUACUAGAGUCUAUUGAUUUCUCAUCAAAUCGGCUUUUUGGUGAACUUCCUAGGAGUCUUUCAAAGUUGACAUUUUUGAAUGACUUGAAUCUUUCGAACAACAACUUGACAGGGGAAAUUCCUUUAAGCACUCAAUUACAAAGCUUGGAUCCAUCUUGUUUUAUGGGCAAUAAACUUUGUGGACCUCCGCUUUCUAAGGAUUGCACCUUCAUUGUUCCAACAUCUGAGAAAGAAAUUGCAGGUAACAAAAGAUUGGUGAAUGGGUUUUAUGUAAGCAUGGCACUUGGAUUUGUGGUGGCUUUUAGUAGUAUAAUAUAUAGGUCCUUUAAUACAUCCUGGUGCUGGACAUGCAGAGUUCCAUUUCAUGUUCGUCGCAGUGGCAAAGCGUAUGUUCUGAACAAAGGAUCCUUUGCAGAGCCUAGCUCAUCUGUCACUGGUAUCAAGAAUGGUUUUGUGUAA
Messenger RNA from Pistacia vera, 3099 nucleotides. RefSeq names its product receptor-like protein EIX2. The transcript is spliced from 2 exons. The record is from RefSeq and is a predicted model, not a curated record. Gene Ontology annotation, molecular function: protein binding. NCBI's taxonomy places the organism in Eukaryota, Viridiplantae, Streptophyta, Magnoliopsida, Sapindales, Anacardiaceae. Bases 1 to 3099 code for a protein of 1032 amino acids.